Messenger RNA from Parnassius apollo (apollo), 471 nucleotides. The record is from the annotation of a GenBank genome assembly. Lineage: Eukaryota; Metazoa; Arthropoda; Insecta; Lepidoptera; Papilionidae.
AUGGCUUCAACUGUAAGAAAAACAUCCAACGUAUGGGUACAUUUUGACAUUGAAUCUGUUGGUGAAAAAACAGCAGUAUGUAAAUUGUGCAGGGUAAAAUUAUCCUAUAAAACUUCCUCAACAAAUUUAAAAAAACAUAUUUUAAGAAAACACCCUACGGUUGAAAUUCAAGAUGUACGGAGGAAUAUGAUGCACCAACACAUUUCAGAACAACGUUUGGAACAGGAAGGUGGUCCUUCUAAUCUAGCAGGAUCCCAAAAUCUUUCGUCUGUUGUUGCUUCUUCUGCUUGUGACUCAGCCGAGGGUCAAUCAUUGCCACAACCACGCGUUAUUCAGCAGGCUUUAGUUCGUCAACCUACAAUCGCUCAAUUCACUCAGAGAAAAAAAAUUACACCAUCUGAACAGGAAAGGUUAAAUAAACUGCUAAUGAAAUUGUUCAUAUUAGAUUUUCAACCUUUCAGCAUUGUGUAG